UUAGAGUUCUUCCUCCACCGUCUUUACUCUUCCUCUCCCCUGUCUCGCUAUAAGUUCAUGACUACAGCCAGGAGGCCCCACAACAUGAUGGCAGCAUGCAGUUUGAGGCUAUUUUAUGGAAUUGUCACUCUUCUCUGGGCUGUUCUGGUUCAUGUUCAGUGUAAUGAGGAGAUGCAACUUAUCCAAUACAUGUUCAAUGGCUACAACAAGAACAUCCGCCCUGUGGUCCAUCCUGAGGACAAAUUGGACGUUCAGAUCAAGCUGACCCUCACCAACCUUAUUUCUCUGAAUGAAAAGGAAGAGACUCUUAUGACCAACGUCUGGAUUGAAAUACAAUGGAUUGAUUAUCGUCUGGCCUGGAAUACAUCGGAUCACCAUGGCAUAGGUAUCAUCCGUGUCCCCUGCAAAACUGUCUGGCUCCCUGACAUUGUCCUUGAAAACAACAUUGAUGGCAAGUUUGAUGUGGCUUACUAUGCCAAUGUUUUGAUCUACAACAACGGUGGGAUCUAUUGGCUUCCUCCAGCUAUCUAUCGCAGCACAUGUGCCAUAGAGAUCACCUACUUCCCUUUUGAUUAUCAAAAUUGCACACUAGCGUUCAGAUCGCAGACCUACAGUGCCAAUGAAGUGGACCUCAUAUUGGCUGUUGGAGAAACAGGCGAAACAAUAGAAUGGGUGGACAUUGACCCCGAGGCCUUUACUGAGAAUGGCGAGUGGGCCAUCGUCCAUCGUCCAGCCAGGAAAAUGAUCAACGCGCGAUAUUCCCCGGAUGACCUGGAGUAUCAGGAGAUCAUUUUCAACCUGGUCAUCCAGAGGAAGCCCCUCUUCUACGUCAUCAACAUCAUCCUGCCAUGCUCCCUCAUAUCUUCACUGGUCGUAUUAGCAUACUUCUUACCAGCUCAAGCCGGCGGUCAAAAGUUGACGGUGUCCAUCUCCGUCUUGCUGGCUCAGACUGUCUUCCUCUUUCUUAUUGCCCAGAAGGUCCCGGAGACAUCGCUCUCUGUCCCGCUCCUCGGCAAGUACAUCAUCUUUGUUAUGUGCGUUACCACUCUCAUUGCUACCAAUCAGAUUGUGGUGUUGAACUUCUCCCUGCGCAGCCCCAACACUCACACCAUGUCCCAUAACAUCAAGCAUCUGUUUUUAGAAUUGGUACCCCGCUUCCUCGGCAUGUCCCCAUUGGUGGACGACAACGAGGUGACGUCAGAAGUGAACGGCAUGAGAGAUCGGAGGCGAGACUCCUUCGGCCUCAUGCAGAGAGCAGAGGAGUACGUGCUCAAACAGCCCCGCAGCGAAAUGAUGUUUGACAAGCAAAAGGAGAAGCAUAGCCUGAUGCAACCCAACGUGGAUGGCGUUGAUGCUAACACUACAGCCAAUUUGUACAAGAGUUUAGCCCAAGCUGCACCAGAGAUAAAGCAAUGUGUGGAUGCCUGCAACUUCAUUGCGGAGACUACAAGACAACAAAACAACACUGGAUCUGAAAUUGAAAGCUGGGUACUGAUCGGGAAGAUGAUUGACAAGGUGUGUUUCUGGGCGGCCAUUCUCCUCUUCAUCAUCGGCACAGUGGGGAUCUUCCUCACGGGACACUUCAACAGGGCACCUGAAUGGCCAUUUCCCGGGGAGAGCAAAAAAUACACCCCUAAUUGAAGAAAGGGAAAAAAAACUGAAAAAUUUUGAGGCUAAUACCUCCAUAAGGUUUACUAUACUUCACACAGUGUGUGCGGAUGACAGUAGUGAUCUCUGACACCGUGCAGGAUCCUCAUCGGGGGUGAAUUGAGUCUGUAGAGUGUGAGAGAUUUUGCAGCACAUCUCAUGACAGCACAUUUGUCUCUUUGAGGAAAAGCCCUAUUGGUGAAAGUUACACGGCCAUACGAGCGAUAGGUGGGUCAGGACACAUUAAUUUAACUCAUUGUAAUCAACUUAACGAUUACUUUUAUUUGCAAAUUUGCCGUGUGGGUUAAAGCAAUUCACACUUUAAGUAGAAUUAGGUCAAACAAGAAAUGUAUGUAUUGAGGCAAGGAAUAAUUUUAGUUUUGUCUACUUUGUAUAAUAAAGUUGCCCUGUUUGUGUGGGCUUUUAGUGACUCCAAACCUGCAUGUGUCUUAUAUGAGGAACAUGGUAACGUAAUUUGAGCCAGUCAAUGCAUUAUAGCCUAACGAUGAUUUAUUAACAAAAUGUUAUGUU
Messenger RNA from Entelurus aequoreus (snake pipefish), 2178 nucleotides. RefSeq names its product cholinergic receptor, nicotinic, epsilon (gene chrne). Gene Ontology annotation, cellular component: postsynaptic membrane; synapse; neuron projection. NCBI's taxonomy places the organism in Eukaryota, Metazoa, Chordata, Actinopteri, Syngnathiformes, Syngnathidae. Gene Ontology annotation, molecular function: acetylcholine-gated monoatomic cation-selective channel activity; transmembrane signaling receptor activity. Bases 58 to 1641 code for a protein of 527 amino acids. The transcript is spliced from 12 exons. Gene Ontology annotation, biological process: monoatomic ion transmembrane transport; chemical synaptic transmission; regulation of membrane potential. The record is from RefSeq and is a predicted model, not a curated record.